UUUCUCUCUCUCUCUCUCUCUACUACGCUUUUCCUUCAUCUACCAGGCCGUGUUCCGAUAGCCAAAAUUGAAAACAGUGCAACUCUGAUAUAAUCAGGCGUUGCUCCAGCGUAUAGACAGAGAGUCCGUUUCGCGUGCAUUGAUUCAUGAAUUGAGUGCUCGUGAAAAAGCUUUUGUAAAUUUCUCCGUUAGUCUUUAUUCUUUACUUCGUCUUUUCUGUUCCUAGGUAAACGGCUGGGAGAUAAUUAUAGAAUCUUCAUAAUGGAGUGCGUUGUUCAAGGAAUUGUAGAGACACAGGCAAGUUCAAAAACUAAUACUUGAGUUAUAAAUAAUCUUGGUCAUUAGAUGUUGUACCCAUACAUUGUAUUUUUUCCUAUGCUACUGAAGCAACUGAGAAAGCAUUUCGAGUUAUGAAGCUUUGAAAAGGAAAUGGGAUGUUUUAGCAAUGUGAAGGAGUGGAAGAGCUUUAGACUUGUUAAGAGUAGAGCAGAACUGAAGUCCACAUUCAGUGCAAAAAUUCAGAUUCAUGUUGAAGCCCUUGAAAUUCUUCUUCAAGGUCUAUGUGGUGUUCAUAGAGAACGUUUAAGGAUCCAUGAAAUGUGCUUAAAAAGUGGACCAAACCUAGGACUUGUAGCUUCAGAGGUUCGACUUUUAUGCGAUCUUGAGCAGCCUGAACCCGCUUGGACUGUUAAACAUGUGGGGGGUGCAAUGAGAGGUGCCGGCGCUGAACAAAUUUCUGUCCUGGUGAGGACCAUGGUAGAAAGCAAAGCAAGCAAGAAUGUGCUCCGCGUGUUUUAUGCACUUGGCUAUAAGUUAGAUCAUGAACUGCUAAGAGUGGGAUUUGCCUUCCAUUUUCAAAGAGGAGCUCAGAUUACCAUUACAGUGUCCUCAGUUAAUAAGAUGCUCAAACUGCAUGCAACCGAUGAGGCAGUGCCUGUGACCCCAGGCAUUCAACUGGUUGAAGUGACAGCCCCUGCAUCAUCUGAAAACUACACUGAAGUUGUUGCUGCAAUGUCAUCUUUCUGUGAAUAUCUUGCACCGCUUCUCCAUUUGUCAAAACCGGGUGUGUCUACAGGGGUUGUUCCUACUGCCGCUGCUGCUGCAGCAUCCCUCAUGUCAGAUGGUGGAGGUACCACCUUAUAGGAUGGUAUUAACAUGGUAAGUAUUAUGAAAAUCCUCUACUUGUUUUUUUUUCCUUAAAAAGCCCUUACUGUGCCACUAUAUUGUUUUAAUUAAUUCUGCCCCGUGCUGUACUUCAACUUUUGUUUAUCUUUUUCGUCGAGCUGUACUUUGACUGCUUGAAGGCCAUCAAAACCAAGGCAAAUCUUCUCUCUCAAUAUGUUUUAAUGUGCAGGUUCCGUAAACUUCGGCGUAAGGUGCUCAUGUGGCCUUCGCAAAAUACAUGUAUUU
Molecule: messenger RNA, 1410 nt
Organism: Ilex paraguariensis (yerba mate)
Lineage: Eukaryota; Viridiplantae; Streptophyta; Magnoliopsida; Aquifoliales; Aquifoliaceae
Source: the annotation of a GenBank genome assembly